Messenger RNA from Anolis carolinensis (green anole), 1907 nucleotides. RefSeq names its product DDB1 and CUL4 associated factor 4 (gene dcaf4). Gene Ontology annotation, molecular function: protein binding. Lineage: Eukaryota; Metazoa; Chordata; Lepidosauria; Squamata; Anolidae. Bases 162 to 1736 code for a protein of 524 amino acids. The record is from RefSeq and is a predicted model, not a curated record. The transcript is spliced from 14 exons. Gene Ontology annotation, cellular component: Cul4-RING E3 ubiquitin ligase complex.
AGAAUGGAGGAGGCGGUUGCUUACUGCGGGCACCAAUGGGAGAGGCGGAAAGGAGGAAGGAAGUUGGGGUUGGAGGAGUGGGUGAAGAAUUCAGUGGGAAAAGGGGUUUCUUCCUCUGUGAACUGCUGCGAGCUGGGAGCGUUGCUUAGCAACAGUUAGUAAUGAAGAGAAACAACUGGGGAGGCAGAGAAAACCAGAUCUGGAGCAAUCGCAGGCAAACCUACAAUACCCAACCAUACAGGGCACGCAACCACUGGCAUCACACAGGAAGGCAAGAAUAUGAACGAGCAGAAAGGCAAACUUCACAGAACCCAGAUACAAACCAAGCUGAAUCCCCCUCUACAUCUUCUAGUGUGUGCCAGAACUCUCCAGUGCCUGAAUUACCAGGCUUUUAUUAUGAUCCUGAAAAGAACCGUUAUUUCCGUUUACUUCCUGGGGAUAACAACUGCAAUCCUCUCACCAGGGAAAGCAUUCAGCACAGAGAAAUGGAAUGUCAGAGGCUGAGACUUCUUGAAGAGGAGAAGAAAUGUAUAAAAAAAACAUCCAGGUGUGGGUUGAAUUCCUCAAUGAUCUUACGCAAGAGGCAGUUAGGUUUGUACAGUUCAUUCAACUAUUCCAGGUUGAUUCAUGAAUUAAAGGUCAAUUGUAUGCAGAGAAGAAAAUUAGAAAUUAAGAGCCCAGAUUCUACAGUUUCUGGAAACAACUAUUUUAAACGUAUAGCGGCAGACACUGCUUAUGAAAGAAUAUUUACUGUGAAUGAUGUAGAGCAUGGAGGAUGUAAAUAUGGUAUUAUCAAUCUUAGUGGCCUAGGGAAGGAUUCUCUUACUGUGGAGAUGUAUGACAACCUCUACUUCACAAACCGCAAGGUGAAUUCUGUUUGUUGGGCCUCGUUGAGUCAUCCAGAUUCCCAUGUUUUGCUGUGCCUCAUGGGUGUUGCAGAAACACUAGGCUGUGCCAGUUUGCUCCCUGCAUCCUUAUUCAGCAACUCUAAUACAGGAGACCAACCAGGAAUGUUGUGCAGCUUUAAGAUCCCCACAGCCUGGUCCUGUGCCUGGUGUUUAAAUCCUCAGGCUGACAACUGCUUUAGUACAGGUUUAAGUCAAAAAGUACUUGUGACCAAUACAGUAACUGGUCAUCGGCAGACGUUUGAUACCAGCAGUGAUGUCCUAGCACAGCAGUUUGCUACCCAGACUCCAAUGCUAUAUAAUGGCUGCCGUUCAGGGGAGAUUUUCAGCAUUGACGUUCGUCAGCGUGCCCAUAAAGGGCAGACAUGGAAGGCCAUUCGUCUUUUCCAUCAUUCAGCAGUCACAUCCGUUAAUGUUUUGAAAGAUGAGCAUUACCUUAUGGUUGCAGACAUGGAAGGCCAGGUAAAACUCUGGGACCUGAGAAAACUAAAAUGUGUGAAAGAAUACAGAGGCCAUCACAAUGAACAUGCCACUCUCCCUUUGCACAUCAGUGAGGAAGAGGGGUUUCUUACAAUAGUGGGUCAGGACUGUUAUACACGAAUUUGGAGCCUCCAAGAUACUCACUUGCUACGGACGAUCCCUUCUCCAUAUCCAUCUUCCACGGACUCCAUCCCAAGUGUAGUGUUCUCAUCGCGGCUCGGAGGCACCCGAGGAGUUCCUGGCCUGCUUAUGGCAGUCAGGCAGGAUCUGUACUAUUUUUCAUAUAAGUCAGAUGACCCUUAUUGCCUAUAUACUCAAGACAUGGACCAUUCCAUUCUCCUUAGUGACUGAAAAAUAACAAUAUAACUGGAAUCUAAAUUAUUAGGGUAUGGACGUGGCUUGUUGUUCUUUUCAUCCGUAACAUUUUGGAGCUUCAUAAUAAUGUCAAGAACAUUUUUUUCUAUAUUUUUAUGGAGUAUCAAAAAUAAAUUUAAAAUGAUUAUGUUUUGCUCUUUCCAAAAA